Messenger RNA from Colias croceus (clouded yellow), 3580 nucleotides. RefSeq names its product proton channel OtopLc. Bases 252 to 2600 code for a protein of 782 amino acids. Gene Ontology annotation, biological process: proton transmembrane transport. The record is from RefSeq and is a predicted model, not a curated record. Gene Ontology annotation, cellular component: membrane. Gene Ontology annotation, molecular function: proton channel activity. Lineage: Eukaryota; Metazoa; Arthropoda; Insecta; Lepidoptera; Pieridae. The transcript has 10 exons.
GGGAGGGCGCUGCCGCAGCGCCGUUAGUUUCUCUCACGUGUUCGAAUACGUCGAGUUUCGUGACACUACGCGCGUGUCUAGAAUAGGAAUCGGCCUAUUCGUGUGUAAACGAAUGAACCAGUUGUAAACAAAGUUAAGAAGAUGGCUUAACUUUGGUUUUAAUGACAACAAAAUGGAUUACAAAGAAGUGAGAAAGCGAACUGUAUAUUGAUAGUUAAAGUUUGAAUGGAGGUGAAACAAAAGUGACAAAGAUGGAUGAUAGUUCGCCGGAUCUGUCGCUGAAAUUGCGACGAGGGUCAAGCGAUUCCAGGGAGUCCUUUUAUAUGGACUUUGCUCAAGGAAUCGAUUCUGAUAUUGAAGAAGUGACAACUAUUGAGAGGAUUAUCCCGGAGCACCCGGGAGGGAGAGCGGAAGGCGACGCCGACACUCUUGCAACUCCCUCUGGGCUCGAAGACAAAGAUUUGUCGCAAUGUUGCUUCUCAAUCCCCGCGAACAACAUGUCUGGCGGGUCCCACGUGUCUCGGGGCACGUUCGGCGACUCCGAGAUGUCUGGCAGCAGCGCUCCGCCCCUCCCGAGCCCGGCGUCCGCGGGGGCUGCGCUGGUGUCUCCGGAGACCCUGAGCAGGCAUAGCAGCCCCCCGCCGAUACCCGCGCACCCGUGUCAGCCGGCCCCUUCGUGUUCCUCUCAUCAUGUGCAUAUGGAGUCGCCGUUGAGGUUACCCAGUCCACCAUCGCUAGGAACCUCAUUGUCUCUUCAGCCCGUACUGUAUGGCCAUUCAGAUGGAAGUUCGCCGCGACCACCGCUACCGCCAGCACGACGACCUUCCAGGCCAAACACUGCUAUCCCGAGCAUGCAUAUUAUUAGCGCGAGUGAAGCUUUCGCAACGACGCUUUCAGCUUUAUACGGAAAGCUCCUGGUUGUGAUGGGAAUUGCAUUUCCUAUGGCUGAAGUUAUUUCUACAUACAUUCCACCAUCGUUUUAUGAGGGUUUUUAUUUAUACCUUUAUAUUGGAAGCAUGGUAUUUCUUCUCUACAUGUACGCGGCGUUGGUUCGAGAUAGAUCGCGUUCAGCAGCUGAUACUACAGUUAUGGCAAAAUCAGACAGUUCAUCCCAAUCGGAGUCCGAUUCUUGUUCUUCCCGUACUGAACGCAGUACAGCCACCACGCACGUACAACCGCAACUAUUGGCCAAGCGACUGUCUCUUGGCUUCGCCUUAACGUCCAGAACACACCACUAUGGGAGCUUCUACUUGAGGAUGGGGGCUGUUGCGUUCGGUAUCGGUUCCAUGAUCUACUCCGGUCUCGAGUUCGGUCAGUACUGGGAGCUGGAGAGGAACACCAAUUGUCACAACGUGUUGCUCGCCCUUACACCGGCAACACGAAUGGCCUUCAUCUUUAUACAGAUGUACUUCAUCUUUCUCAAUAAUGAGAUGAAAGUGUACAAACACAAGAUCGUCGCUCGAUUCGGUCUCAUGCACAUGGUUGGAACAAACCUCAGUGUGUGGCUCAACGUGCUCGUGCAAGAGACGAAGCACGAGAUACUCACUUUUUACGACCCGGAGAAUAAAACUAUAGGAUUGUCGCAUAGACUUGCGUUCCAGAAGGCCUUUGCAUCGCUAUCAACAGAAGUGCCCCCCUCCCACCCCGCGGCCGCGCACCUCCGCGUGCCGCGCGGACUCAAGGGACCACAUCACAUAUUCGAAUGCAGACGUACUAACAUCAUGGGCUCGUUAGUCCAAGACGCUUCUCCCUUCUUAUUCCCUUGCACUAUCGAAUACUCGCUUAUUUGUGCAGCCAUUCUGUACGUGAUGUGGAAAAACAUUUCCAAGUAUCCGUCAAAAGAUGUCGCAGAAGCGAUAGCGAAGGCGAGAAUUCUAGAAGGUCUCGCGUAUAAGAAGUCGCCACAUUUAUAUAGUGUUGAUUGCGCCAGAGCGCACAAAGGACUGUUUUUCGGCAUUUUAGUCCUCGUUCUCACUAUCAUUUCUCUGAUUCUAUUUUUCGUACUCGUUUCCAAAAAGGAUUAUGCGACACUAGCAGUUGUAGAAGUUAAUUUGUGUGAAUUAGCUCUAUAUGCGAUGACAACGAUAGCCAGUUUGGCGGGAAUGGUCUGUGUUCGUAAUCUCAAGUACGACGGGAACAGAAACCUUGAAUUGGACAAUAUUCUGCUUGUUGGAGCACAAACCGGCAUGUUCAUUUACGGCACAUUCACAAUUAUCGGUGGACAUUUCACCAUUGAGAAGAAUACGAUAUUAAUCUUGGUUACAGCCCUAUCGUCUCUCAUACAGACAACUUGUCAAACAAUGUUCAUUCUAGACGCAAGUAGAAGAUCUGCGAAGACUCCAGAACAAUUACGCAAGAAGCCAGGACGGGAAAUAGUGACGUUUCUACUUGUGACAAAUUUGGCGAUGUGGGCAAUAAAUACUCUGGAAAAAUCUAGGGCGGAAUCUCAUCCUGUGCAAUUGCAUUUCUACGGGCUUUGGGCUUGGACCAUAAUAACCCACGUGUCCAUGCCUUUAGCAAUCUUCUAUAGAUUCCAUUCGACUGUCUGUUUGUGUGAAAUCUGGAAACGGGCCUACAAAAUGAAACCAGCGUACAUGUAGCAUACAACGCCAAAGGAAAACCUCCACAAACUUAACGAAUACUUUUAAAGUAAACAUCGCAUAGAUGUUAGUGCCAUAGGAUUCUGAUGGAUUCGUUAUUAUAAGUCUUAAGCAUUUCAUAUUAGAUCACUUCACUUCCCAGUGCACUCAUUUGUUCGAAGUUGGUUACGUUAAGUUGAGAUUAAGAUGUUUAAUGUUAUUUAUUUGGUAGCUUUAUCAGACGCUUUAAUUACCAUAGUCCUGUUGAUAUUUUAGUCUCAGUAUUUUGCAUUUAGAACGGGUUGGAAUGAUUUAGCGUUAUUUUGUUAGAGUAAUGGCGAUCUUGGAUCAACUAUUCAUAUUAAACAUUUUAACUAGAUUGUUUUUAAUGUUAUUUGUUUGGGUAGUUGUUCCAAGGCUUAUUGUUAUGUGUUUAGAUGUAGAUAAAGAUUUUCCUGUGUUGAUUUUCACGUUUUCACGCUUAGAAGUUAGAUGUAGUUCGUAAUCUCGAAUAGUUACAUUCCACGUCAUACCGCAUUUACUCAUCCAAUCUGAUUCAAAGGAAAUGUCUUCCAAUAGGUUAUAUUUUAUUAAGAGUAGCCUCUUUACCCAAUGUAUUCUGAAUUAUGCUUGGAAUUUGAAAAGCAGAAGUUUGCUUUUUAAAGCAAUUUGUAGACAUUCGUCUAAAUAAUUAUUAAUCACAGUUACCUCUAUAUCCAUAAUGUCGAAUAAAAUUUUUGGGCGUGUUUGUAAAUCGUUGAAAAUGUCCUUACGGAAGCCUUUUGUUUAUAUAAAUGACUUUUUUUUACAAUACCUAUAAAUCUUUAAAACAUACAAUAAAUUUUUAAAGAACAGAUAAAUAUCGAUCAAAAUCCAGACCACUCGGCCACCCGUGAUCCCGCCAGAGCAAUCGAAUUUAUUCUAUUCUCUCGGUUUAUGCUUAGAGGUUUUAUGUGUUUAAGGUACACCCCACGCCAUCUAUUGAGAUGAUUAAACAACCA